AAUUUUGAUACUUAUAAAUUCAUGUUAAAUUCCUCGGGACAUAUAAAUCAUUAAACUUAAUUGUUAAAACUACAAUUCUAAACUGCAACUAAUGUUGGUUCAUUUUUUACCUCAACCUAUUUGAAAGAUGAUAUGAUUCAGAGCAACACUACCAUUUUGUCAUUCCAUAACAUAUAUUAUUUGAUUCCUUACUAUAUCCUAUUAGUCAUUUUAUGUAUAAACCUAACCCCCGUUUCAGCCUUUAAUUUGGAUAUCGAUAUUCCUAUUAUAAAAACGGGUUUAACUAAAAGUUAUUUCGGGUUUUCUGUAGCGCAACACAAGAUUCGCUUAAGAUCAAAUAAAUACGAAAAUGUGAUGCUGGUCGGGGCUCCGCUAUCGAAUUAUAUAGGAAAAGUUGUAGAAAAUCCUGGAGCUAUUUACAAAUGCCCACUGACUCCUAGAAUGGAUGAUUGCUUGCGGGUUAAAGUUGAUGACAACCUACCUCCUGAUAAAGAUGAAAAUAGGAAUAAUCAAUGGCUUGGUGUUACGAUCAAAAGCCAUAAGAAUGGAGAAUCUGUUGUGACAUGUGGACACAGAUAUUCAAGAAGUGGCUCUGAUUACCAUUGGGGCUUUGGCAUAUGUUAUUCACUAUCUUCAUCUCUUGAAUACGAAGAAGUGUAUUCACCAUGUGUUGGUAGACCUGUUUUUAAAGCCCAUCAGCAAUUUGGAUAUUGUCAAGCUGGAACAUCAGUUUUUAUUUCAACCAAUGACGAUUUAAUCAUAGGUGCCCCAGGGUCUUACACUUGGACAGGUGCUCUCUUCAAAAAUAACAUUGCAUCGGGUAUAUUCGCUGACAAGAGAUGGUUUUUUACUCCAUUGGAAGCUCCCGAUUUAGUGCCAGUACCUCAUUAUAGUUUUUUAGGUAUGUCAGUGUUAUCAGGACAAUUUUUUGGCGAAGCUUAUUCGUACGUAAGCGGGGCACCUCGAGCUAAUGGCACAGGCCUGGUUGUUAUUUUUAAUAAAGGCAAUCUCACAUUCUCCACCACAUUGGUUCCAGUUAUAACUUUAAAGGGAAAGGAUGUUCUGGGAUCCGGAUUUGGGUACGAAUUAGCGGCCCUCGACUUUAAUACUGACGGUUAUCUAGAUUUAUUGGUCGGUGCUCCUUUUUACUAUGAAACGAAUGAUGAAUCGGUAGGGGGCGCUGUGUAUAUAUACCUCAAUGGACCAAAUGGGUUAAACGAAGAUAACCCCAUAAUUCUUACCGGUAAAAAUGAAUCCAUGUUUGGGUAUUCAAUAUCCUCAAUAGGCGAUGUAAAUCAAGAUGGUUACGAAGAUAUAGCAAUAGGUGCCCCGAACCAGGAUAAUGGUUUAGGAGCAGUUUACAUAUAUCACGGAGGACACGACAAAAUUGAUAAACACUUAGCUCGUGCACCUGCUCAAAUUAUUACCCCAUCUAGCCUUAGAUAUACGGAUACUCAGUAUUUUGAAUCGCUUUUAAACCAAAAAGAUGGCCAAUACUCUUUCCGCGAUAAAAGAGGAGAAAAUGAAAUUUUAGCAUUUGGUCAUUCGUUGUCUGGAGGUAUUGAUAUGGAUUCUAAUGGAUAUCCGGAUCUGCUGAUUGGUUCUUAUCGAUCGGACAGAAUAUUUUUGUUAAGAUCUCGUCCAAUAAUCAACGUAUUUUCUGAUGUUCGGGAACUUCCAAACGCGUUAGACCCUCAAAAUCCGUCGGCCUUUUCUUGCCCUGACUCCUUUAAAAAUAAUUACUCAAGUUCCAAUGCUAAGCGACGGAAUAUGGAAAUUUGUUUUCCUAUCAAGGUAUGCUUCCGGUUUGGGGCUCAUCCUUCUUCAACCUUCAAUUCGGGAUUAAUGAUCCGUUACACACUAAGAGCUGAAAAAUUUGGGUUGGAUAUCAAAAAACCUUUUUCAAGAAUUAGUUUUUUACCUCGAAGUUCUAAUGAAUUAAAUUAUGACUGGGCAGUUCUUCCAUUCGACGCCACUCCACCCGAAGAUAAAAGUUUUAUGACGUCAAAUAUUCUCAAAUUGGCCCCACAAAUUUCUCAUCAAUAUGUAUGCGAUGUUAAGGUGGCUUUUCUUAAGCCGGACACCAAAGACUUUCUUCGACCAAUUUCUUUUCAAUUGACGGUUAAUCUGACUUCAAGCAUUCCUGAACAGUUUACAGAUGAAUUAUUAGUCGAUAUAAAUACCUAUCCAAUAUUAAAUCAAGAUGUGGCUAUUAAAACUUUUCAAGUUCAGUUUUUGAAAGAUUGUGGUGAAAAUGAUAUAUGCGAGAGUGAAUUACAAUUAGAAACUUUGUUAAAGUUACCAUUAUCAAGAGAAAAGGUUCCAAUUUUGACCUUAGGUCAGAACAAAGAACUUAGUUUACAAACAUCAGUCGAAAAUUUUGGUGAAGCUGCCUAUGAAACAGAAUUGUUUGUUCAUUUUUCUAGUGGCAUAAACUAUAUUGGCGUUAAAGUGCCAUCUAUAUUAUUUUCAAAUAACAAAAAAUUAAAGAAUUAUUUGUGUUCAUUAAUCAAUGAAACAUUGAUAAAGUGUGAAAUCGGAAAUCCACUUAAAGCGGACGACAGAGUGGAGUUUGUAUUUAAUUUUGAUGUCACAACACUCAAACUCGAAGACAAUAAUAUUACAUUUUUCGUCAAUGUUACAACAACAAGUUCGGAUAAAAAUAUAUAUCCAAAAAAUUUUUCCCGCAUGGCAUUAAUAAUUAUCAAAUCGGAAAUCAGUUUAACUGGUGUUUCCUCGCCCGAACAAAUAUUUUACGGAGGGAUUAUUAAAGGCGAAAGCUCAAUGGUCUAUGAGAGAGAUGUAGGCAAUUCAAUCGAACAUCGGUAUAUAGUUAUUAACCAUGGACCUGGUACCAUUGGUUCAUCGUACGUUGAUGUUAUGUGGCCUUAUGAGGUAGAAAAUAAAAGGAAACACGGCAAAUGGCUCUUGUAUAUGACUAGAUAUCCUUGGGUUGAUGGAAAUGGUAUGUGUGAAAUCGAUUCUAAUUUUGUUAACCUCUUAAAAUUAGAACUUGAGACACCGUCACUUAAAAGCAACCUCACCAAAAAUAAAACCAAAAAUGAUUAUUUACAUGUAUCAACAUCUAUCGUCAAAAGAUUUAAGCGAAAAAUCAAAAAAAUAUUCACAAAAAUAGUUACUAGAAACAAACGAGAAUUAAUUAUAUUGCCUGAAGCAAAAAUGUUGGGAGGAAAACUGAAAAAUAUUGUUACUAUGGAUUGUCUAAAAGGGACUGCUAAAUGCGUAAAAUUUACGUGUCAUAUUGGAGAAUUGUCUUCCUCGGAAAGUAUUGUCAUACAUUUACAAUCUAGAUUAUGGAACUCUACUUUAGUCGAAGAUUAUCCCUUGAUAGAUGCUGUUGCUAUUAUAUCUCGCGCAUUUCUUUACAUUGAUAAAAAAUAUCACGUUGAACAAAAUAUUAGCAAUGAUGAAGCUUAUAUUGAAACGAUAGCUUAUCCAGAUCUUGAUGUUAUCACGGAACACAAGGAAACCGAGCCUUGGAUAAUUAUAGUUGCAAUAUGUUCUGGGAUAUUUUUGUUCUUUUUAAUUACCAUCCUUCUCUGGAAAAUUGGCUUUUUUAAACGAAAAAUCAUGAAACCACCACACAGCGCUCGACUUGAAAAGGCUCGUUACGAUGACAUGAACGAUUUAUAAAGCAUAAAAUUAUCUCAGAUUUUUUUCAAGAGGAUAACGCGAUUUAUAAAUAUCUCAAAUAUAUGCUCAAUAAUAUAAUUGGCAUUCCAAUUUAAAUUUAAAUAUGAAUCUCCUUUUGUUAUAGACGUAUAAAUGGUUUUAUUAAUGUAAAAAAAAUAAUCGAAUAUUGAUAAAUGCAUAUUGUUUUAUUUUUCGGGAAAAACUAAAGCAAUUAAUAGUUUUAUAAUUAACAAAAAAAUGUAUUUUAAUUAUAGUAUUCUAUCAAU
Gordionus sp. m RMFG-2023 is the source of this 3920-nucleotide messenger RNA. Its product is annotated as integrin alpha-PS1-like. Lineage: Eukaryota; Metazoa; Nematomorpha; Gordioida; Chordodea; Parachordodidae. Gene Ontology annotation, cellular component: integrin complex; external side of plasma membrane. The record is from RefSeq and is a predicted model, not a curated record. Bases 133 to 3654 code for a protein of 1173 amino acids. Gene Ontology annotation, biological process: cell-cell adhesion; cell adhesion mediated by integrin; cell-matrix adhesion. The transcript is spliced from 27 exons. Gene Ontology annotation, molecular function: integrin binding.